Messenger RNA from Serendipita indica DSM 11827, 666 nucleotides. The record is from the annotation of a GenBank genome assembly. Lineage: Eukaryota; Fungi; Basidiomycota; Agaricomycetes; Sebacinales; Serendipitaceae.
AUGAUGCUUCCUGAGGGAGACGAAGCCACCCCUCCGGGCACCCCUUCAGUAAACGAAAUCCUUUAUCAACUGCUACAGGCCAUGCUGCAGAUCAUGGAAGCCAUGAAGAAGAUUGUAGAAUUGAUGGACCGCAAUCGCGAAGUGUCGGACCUCAUUGCAAAAUACCUUGUUUGGGUUCUUAAGCAGCAUGCAAUACAGGCAGCACGCGAUAUAGCGCUCGGCGCACCGUUCUUCAGUGAAGGACAGAAUCCCAAGCUGUUACCAGCAUUCUUCACGGAUCUGGAAUAUUUGUUCAAGGAUUCUCAGAUCACAAGCGACAGCAUCAAGCUUCGCUAUCUUUUGCGGUAUCUAAGCCCAAACCUGCGCGAAACUGUCCGACAAGGAGCCGGCUAUGCCGCUAAAAGCUACGACGGUGCAAAGGAGGAACUUCUCAAGGCAUUUGGCAAUCCAAAGGCUAUCCGCUAUACCGAAGAAGACCUGGAUGCCUGUGUCAAGGAAUACUCGCAAAGGUCAAUCAAGACGAUAGAAGAUUUUCACGCUCGACAUAUCAGGUUUAACUUGAUAUCUCGCGAGCUGCGGAAGAUUGGGGUGUCAGAGCAAGCACUUGACAGGGCAUAUGUCAAAAUUAUGCCUUUUGAACUACGCGAGAAGAUUCUCGGUGCUUAG